This is a messenger RNA of Owenia fusiformis, 647 nucleotides long. The record is from the annotation of a GenBank genome assembly. NCBI's taxonomy places the organism in Eukaryota, Metazoa, Annelida, Polychaeta, Sabellida, Oweniidae.
GUCUGAGUACUGUUAUUUUCUGAACGGAGAAAAGGGAUUUUAAAAUGACUUGAUAUUCCACGGAUUUACGCAUAUCUAUGGCGUUUCUGCACAAAUACCUCAUUUUUCUAGGAACAGUAGUGAUUAUUCUUACCUAUGUUCAAGGUCAACCUCCCCUAGAAUUUACCUCAACAUUUAAAGAUGUAAUUACUGAAAGGAAUAAGGUGCUAGCUCUGCCAUGUUCAGCUGUAACUCAAGCAGAGUUUCAACCCAUAACGUAUACAUGGCGUAAAGAUGGCGCACCCAUAAAUGGCGACGCACGGUGUAACAUCUCAGCUGAUGGGACUCUGAAUAUUAAACGGGUGAAAAACUCUCAAAAAGUAACAGAUAAUGGAGUAUAUGAUUGUCUGGCCACAGAUACUUUCGGCACAAUCCAAAGUCCGAAAUUUCAGGUCACCGUUUCAGGCCAUGGCUUUGUGAAGGCUGUUGUCAGGCUGUAACCCAUCAAAGAUAUCAAUCAUUUGAAAAAACCAAUUGCCAGAUGGAACUUGGAGUUGUUCAUUUAGCUUUUAAUGCGAAUUUAAAGAUGAUGACUCGGAAAAUUAAUCCUGCUGGCCUUAUUCCCCAAAUUAUCUUUAUGUCCUUUUGUCAAAGUAUCCUUAUGUCCU